AUGCUGUCCACCGCAAGAUCGAGGGCCAUCUGGCAGCUCUCUCGUAGAGCUCAGGUCUCUGCAAGGAGGUCCUAUAGCUAUACCGCCAAUGAACAGCGGGGCACCAAUGACCCAAACAAGCCGAAGGAGGUACCCAAUGUCUCCAAGACCAACGAACUGCCAACCGAAACGAUACACCAGGAUGCGCCAUUACAGGAGAAUGUCGAGGAUGCCGAACGGCUGAGGGUUGCGCAGGCGCCCAACCGGGCCACUACGUGGUCGCGGAGUCAGAAACCGAGAGGACAAGCAAUGACUGGGCCUCGAUUUGAGCAGACUAUCAUGGAGCUUCAGCCAGCGCCCCAAGCAGCUAUCUCCCUGAUCCACAAGCAGCCGGUACGAUGGACACAUGAACGUGUUGUUUCAUGCGAUGGAGGUGGCGGUCCAUUGGGGCACCCAAGGAUCUUCAUCAACACCGAUAAACCUCAGAUUUGCCAGUGCACAUACUGCGGUCUUCCAUUUGCCAAUGAGCAUCACCGAAAGCACCUUGAAUCCCUUCCAGAGACUUCCUACCCUCUGUCAGCCCAAGGUGACGUCGCCGAAAUUCCCGAAUCUCAGCGAAUUACGAACGAGGCACUCGGACAACGAUAA
This is a messenger RNA of Amorphotheca resinae ATCC 22711, 627 nucleotides long. RefSeq lists its product as hypothetical. Gene Ontology annotation, biological process: mitochondrial electron transport, NADH to ubiquinone. Lineage: Eukaryota; Fungi; Ascomycota; Leotiomycetes; Helotiales; Amorphothecaceae. The transcript has 3 exons. Bases 1 to 627 code for a protein of 208 amino acids. The record is from RefSeq and is a predicted model, not a curated record.